This is a messenger RNA of Branchiostoma floridae (Florida lancelet), 2436 nucleotides long. RefSeq names its product polypeptide N-acetylgalactosaminyltransferase 13-like. NCBI's taxonomy places the organism in Eukaryota, Metazoa, Chordata, Leptocardii, Amphioxiformes, Branchiostomatidae. The record is from RefSeq and is a predicted model, not a curated record. Gene Ontology annotation, cellular component: Golgi apparatus.
GACUGAUAAUUAGCGGCGUGCUUGGGGAGUAUACACUGAUAGUAAUAUCUUACUAGCCGGGAGGGAAAGAAGAAUAGUGUCGGGCUAGGGCGACUGAAGCGCCGAGGAAGAAACGAGCCGCCCGCCGUACCACCUGAGUGAGAGCAAGCUGCUGGAUUUCAAAACAUCUAGAUCUGUGUGUGCGAAGGUUUCCUGACGCUCGUGCCCGGGUAAAGGUUGCGGCGUGCCACUCUGUAUGACGAGCUACCAGAUUAACGAGCCUCGAGAUCAGGUUGUGAUAAACAAUCCCGUCAACUAGCUGUCAUGAGACAGAACUCAACACAUACCAAGUGUUCUACAGUCUCCUGAAGUUUGAUAUCAGAUAUUUUGUUUGGGAAUUUUGCCAUGUAACAGUGUUUCACGCUGUGGAAAGAAGUAGCUACAACGAUGCCGUCCAGAGGACGUACCACCAGCUAUGCCAGCGUUGUGUUCAUGACGUCUAUAGUCUGGCUCGCCAUGCACAUAGUUUUCCUCAUGUUUUACGUCAUGUUUAAGGACCCCUCUAAGCACAGGUUUGUCGAGAUGCACAUGGGGUCCCUGUCACAGAAAGGGAUACGCGAACACAUCAUACAGGGGAAGAUGGAGAGAAAGAUGCAGAGAAGGAUGGACGCGUUGUUGGAGGAAGAGGAGAAGUACCACAGGCGAGUCAUGAAUGAGACUUAUACGUUGAAUGUCUCAGGAUUAGUCCAUGCUAGCAUUGACCCUGACCUUCAUUCUGAGAACGUCAAGUUGAAGAAAGACAUCCGCAGACUCUCCCGGAGAACCAGAGGUCUGGAGUUCGCUCAGAGGACACUGCUAAACGCGCUCACCACAAAUUCUCCAGAUGGCGGAAAACCAACAACCAAAACGUCGCCUGACAGGCUAUUCAUGUCGACAAGUGAAAGCACUAUUGUCAGCAAAGAAAACACGUCUGGACUCAAGUUCGAUGGGUCAACUAAAGGGGACCAACACCAAGAAACUCUCCAAGACAGUGACAACAACGUCUCGAUGCACGUUGUUGAAGAACGUGACGUCACAACCAUGCCGAGAGAUCCCAAAGCUCCCGGUGAAAACGGGGAGGGGGUUAUAGAUGACGACAUAGAGAAAGUGGAAGAGGCUUUUAAGAUUGCCUCCUUCAACCAGCACGCCAGUGAUCAAAUUUCUAUCGAGCGGUCUCUCCCGGAUGUACGGGCUGAAGGCUGUAACACUAGCUUGGUGGGAGACGAUCUGCCCAGCACCAGUGUCAUCAUCUGCUUCUGUGAGGAAUCGUGGUCUACCCUGCUGCGGACGGUACACAGUGUAAUCAACCGCUCGCCUCCGCGGCUUGUCAAGGAGAUCAUACUGGUGGACGAUGCGAGCUCAAGAGAGCACCUGAAGAAGAAACUUGACGACUACAUGGAAAGGUUUCCCAAGGUCAAGAUCAUCCACCUUCCCGAGAGGGCAGGGCUGAUCAGAGCACGGCUUCGGGGCGCAGCGAUUGCGACAGGAGAGGUCCUGACGUUUCUGGACUCUCACGUGGAGUGCACGGUGGGCUGGCUGGAGCCGCUCCUGGAGAGGAUUAGACAGAACAGGAGAGCAGUGGUCUGUCCGUCUAUUGACGUCAUAGAGAUGAGGACUUUCAGGUAUUCUUCCUCCGGUCACAUGACCCGCGGGGGUUUUGAUUGGCGGAUGCACUUCCGGUGGAACACGGUGCCUGACUACGAGAUGGCCAGGCGGAAAAUGGAAAAAGCGCCAAUCAGAUCACCUACAAUGGCGGGCGGGCUGUUCUCCAUACAUAAGAUGUUUUUCGAAGAGCUGGGCACAUACGACCCUGGGCUCGAGAUCUGGGGUGGAGAGAAUCUUGAACUCUCGUUCAAGACCUGGAUGUGCGGCGGCACGCUGGAGAUCUUACCCUGUUCCCGGGUGGGUCACAUCUUCCGGCAGUCCCAGCCUUACCGGUUCCCCGGCGGAGGGAUGCAGACCGUCCAGAGGAACAGUUUACGCGUCGUGCAAGUCUGGAUGGACGAAAGGCACAGGAAAGCGUUCUAUGCCGUCAACCCCGAGCUGAAAGACAUGAACAUAUCGUACGGAGAUGUGAGCGAGCGGCGGCAGCUGAGAGACAGGCUGGGGUGUAAGUCCUUCCAGUGGUACCUGGACACUGUGUACAAGGAGAUGCGGGUUCCUGAUCUCACGUUCCAGGCAUCGGGAGAGUUGCGAAACCUGGGAGUAAACCUGUGCCUGGACACCCUCGGGAACACGGAAGGCUCGCUGGCCCUGUAUCCAUGUCACGGGCUGGGAGAUAGACAGUCUUUCCUGUACAACUGGGAGAACUACUUGCGGCACGAGGAGCUGUGCCUGGUACCGUACUUCCCCCCGCCGGAGGAGGACAGACCCCCGGAGCUUCACAUUGACUGGUGCGAGGGGCAGGACGAAAAGCUG